This is a messenger RNA of Melampsora larici-populina 98AG31, 1905 nucleotides long. RefSeq lists its product as uncharacterized. The coding region runs from base 41 to 1726 and encodes 561 amino acids. Lineage: Eukaryota; Fungi; Basidiomycota; Pucciniomycetes; Pucciniales; Melampsoraceae. The transcript has 5 exons. The record is from RefSeq and is a predicted model, not a curated record.
AGCUUCUCCAAAAUUAUCUACAUACCUUUACACCAAAACAAUGAAUUAUCAUAAAUUCAAAGAAAAUCGAAGUCAUGUUCCGAUUAUGGAGAUGCCAAUCAAUUGGACCAAUUUUUUAGAUGGAGUAGAUGAUGCAGAAUUUGAAUCUUUUAUUGGAUUAGUUGAUCAUUUCACUGGUCGUAAUAUGAUCCCACGUCCGAAACAAAUCCUACAAUUGAUUGCCAUCAUCAUCGAUCCUGUUCGAUGUUUACCUACCCCACCACGUUCUUCAAAUCAUCAAAUCGAUCCACUUACAGUAACACCGAUUGCUUUAAAUGCUUUUGCUUAUCUUGCUUCACUUAUAAGAGUGGCUGGAUCAGAUUCGAUUCUAAGAUGUCUUCCAGGUUAUGAUUUAGAUUCAGAAGUCAUAAUAGAUAUUGAAAACGAUACAAGGAUUCCUAAUCCUAGACAUACUACAACAGAAGAGAUUUCAUUCACAGGUGAAACUGAGUCACCUUUACUUUUAAUCGUGGUUCAAAUCCUCAAGGAAAGAAAUCUUUGGAGUUUAUUAUUUAAUAUUGAAUCUUUAUCUGAAAGUUCUUUAAAAACUAUAGAUAAUCUAAAGCUUGAUGUUAAGAUUUCUUCUGGUGCUUGGGAUUUAUUAGGUUUAUUAACUUUAGCUUGGGAACUUGAUUAUAAACUUGAUUAUAAACUGGAUCAAAAACUUGAUAUUUCAGAUAUAAAACCACUUGAACUAAAUAACAGUGAUCACUAUAAUAUGCUAUCAUACUCUCCUCAUCUUUUACGUCAAUUUACUAAAGGACCUGGUGGCAGCCGAACCAUCGAUAGUCAGUUACUCAAAAUCAUCUUUUAUCCCUUUUCACCUUCUGGCGCUUCUGGAAGUUGUGUUUGGGGAAAUGUUGUCAACAACCUGGAAGAGGCCAGGAAGGUGUCAAUUCGGCUAUUAGGACUGCUUCAAGAUCUUGAUGCUGCUGGUAAACUAGAUCAGGGAAGCUUAAUUCAAGAAAUGAGCAGUCAUAUGAUGACCAUCUCCGAUUCACCUACACUUCAAACUUUCAUCAACCGUUUACCGGCACAUCACCCGAAAUUCAAUGCUAAUCUAACAUUAGCAUUCUUUUUAUCAAUCACCCGAUCAAAACCUAUUUCCAAGACCGGUCUCACACGUACCGAUUCACAAAGUAGUCUUUCAUCUCGAGGUGGUGCUUCAUCCGGAGGUUUUUCAAGUUCAUCAAGUUUAAGACGUAACACAUCUCAAGCUCGACUUACCUUUGCAACCGAGAGUUCACAGACUUCAAAGUUAUUUGAUUUUCCUUCAUUAGACUAUCUUGCUUCUCAAGUAUUUGGUAGAAUGCCAAUGGAAAUGGUAGCCAUGGAAAAAUCAAAUGUGAAAUAUAAUGGAAUCUCAAAAAAGAAGUUUGCAGAAGUUGAAAUAAGAUACAGAACGGUUUUACUAUCACUUUUGUCUUACGUCAGAUCUGUGUUCUCAAUAUCAUCAUCAUCAAAUUCAAAGGACGAUCAAGUUGAUGAAGAAAAUGAAUGGAAGAAAUCAAUUAAAGAUGGAAAAGUUUGGAAAGCCUUGAUGGAAGCUCAUGUGACGAUCUUAACACUUGAAGGGUCUUGUUUAGGUGGAAAUCGAGAAGAUUGGAAUGAAGAUGUGAGAAAAGAAUUAAAUUUAUGUAGGAAAAGGUUUGAGAGGUGUUUAGAAACGCUUAAUUUAAAUGCUUAAUUUCACUGAAUGGAACAUCUUAUGCUGUAUAUUAAUUUUGUAACUCUUUGUUUUCAUUUGUAUGUGUCCUUUGUUUUGUUUAGUCAUGAAGGUUUUGAAUAACAUGUUGUGAUGAAGUGAAAAAUGAGCAAAGUGAUGACUCACUUAAACUCUAAGCCUGACCAGGUGCUUAAUAUCAA